UGAAACUUCAGAAUGCGUAUCUAAUAGCAACCAAUGACUUUUCCUAUUUUCUCACUUGGAAUCCGUUUUGGAGCUUUGGAAUUGCUAUCUCACUUGAAUCAGUAACAUCUGUGAGAACAGAGCCAGCUUGAGUUAGACAGAUUUCCUGCAUUUGAAGCUCGUUUUUCCCUCUCUGAAGAGAUUGCUCUGGGACAAUUACAUUUAAUGCCUCCUAUUUCUUUUUGCUUUUUUUUUAGCAGCUUGACUUGAAGGAUUUUUAAAGUGACUUUACCACCAUUUUGAAAAAGUCCACUUUCAAAGCACAUGAAAAGAAAAGUUUGAGGGGAUUCCUAAAGCUGUAUUGCAGCUUGCAGCAUGCUGUUGACUAUUCAGGAUUUGCUUUUUGAUGUUGGUUUGCUGAUAGAUCCCCCAAAAAACCUUCAUUAUCUGCAGUCAACAAGAAACAGAGUGGGUAAAGGACCUUUUGGAGAAGGAACUACAAAGUGAAAGAAAGGGAAGUAGUGAGAGAGUGUAUUUCUGAAUGCUUUCAAGGAUAUCAGAACACUUGCUAUCUGUUGAAUAUUGAUGGGAAAACAAGGAGCCUGACCCAUUCAUUAUACUCCGCUUCAAGUGUAAAUUACUCAGUUGUAACGUGUAUGGGCUGAACUGUUUUAGGGGAAAACGCAUUACAAUUAAGCAACUGUGUUUCAAGUGAGAAGAUUAAAUGCAUCAAAACAUAUUUAAAUCACAGUGAAACAAAGUUCCAUAUUUUAGUGUUUGUUUUAUUAGCUGAAAGAAAAUAGAAUAAGAAGAUGGAAGCUGUGAAUGUGUUUUUGGCUUGGAGUGUUCUUAUUCUCCUGGGGAACCUUGAACCUCUAAUAGUAGCCAAGCUUGUCUUGGUGAAUAAAGGGAUUAACACUGAAAGAGGACAAAUCACAUAUGUAACUGAAAAUGAGCUGCAGUUCAACACUUCUAAAGAGAGAAAUUCUUGCAAAGUAGAGGUGGUGAUAAAUGAGCCAGCGACACAAAGAGUUGGGAAACUGACACCUCAGGUAUUUGAUUGCCACUUUCUACCCAAUGAAGUGAGGUACAUUCAUAAUGGAUGUCCCCUCCUUAAAGAAGAUACGGUGAUACUGAGAGUAUACAGGUUUACAUCACUGGAGACUAUAGUAGAAACAUUUGUCAUUUAUGUAAAGAUCAGAAACUCAUCAUCAAGCCUUGUUGAGUUUGGACACAUCCCUCUAGAAGUUCCACAUUUCUUUGGGCUUUCUCAACCCAUUGACAGAAGUAUUUUGAGUUUUAGAUACAAUGGAUUUGCUAAAAUCUGCACAGUAAGGAUUGUGUCAUCUGAAUCACAAUUUCCUGCUGUUGGCCAACUAAUUGCCGAAGACCCAAAAACACAGCAAAGUGAAGAUGAACAAGUGCCCAUCAAAUUAAAUAAAGGGUCCAAAGAAAUACAUGAUUUAAAGAUCAGUUGUGAAGAAUUUCUGGAAAUGGGUCUUAGGUAUCAACACAUCAGCCCUCCAUCACCUGAUAAGGAUUAUAUCUCAAUUCAAGUGGAAAUCAUAGACAAAAAGAGCAGAUUUCAGCAGCAGGCAGAAAAUGUGUGGAUUCCUGUAAAAAUAAAAGGUGCCAUUCCAAAUGUAAAACCGCAAGCUGCAUUCAUGGCCAUGUUCAUCUUGGAAAUAGAUGAAUUUAUUCUUACUCCUCUUACGACUGUGAUUUUGGAUGCUAUCGAUGAAGAGACUCAAAAGCAAAGACUGGUAUUCAAUAUUACUAAGCCUCCUCCUCUAGGAUACAUUACCCAUCUGGAAGAUCAAUCAAAAGCUAUUAGAUCCUUCACUUGGCAAGAUUUGUAUGACACAAAAGUUGCUUUCCAACCAUCCAAUAUUUCUCAUUCUGAAAGACAGAACUAUGAGGUUGAGUUUCAAGCAAUUGAUAGCUUCUUCAUGAACAGCUUGCCUAUCAGUGUCCAUUUUUCAGUACGAAAUGCUGUAAUGGAUGCUCCUAGAGUUGCAUGGAACAUGGGGCUUGACUUGUUAGAAGGGCAGUCUCGUCCCAUUACCUGGCAAUCCCUUCAGAUUGUAGAUAAUGACAACCUUCAUAGUGUUCAACUGCUUGUGGUGGAAGGCUUAAAUCAUGGUUGGCUCACAGUUCAAGGGAAAAAAGGUUUCAAGUUUGGAGUUAAAGAACUCAGAAAUGGAGUUGUCCGGUAUCAUCAUGAUGACAGCGACACAACCAAGGAUGACAUAGUCUUCAGAAUCUAUGAUGGAAAGCACAGUGUUAGACACAAAUUUCCUAUUAAUAUUCUUCCAAAAGAUGACAGUCCACCAUUCUUGGUGAACAAUCUUGUUCUUGAGCUGGAAGAAGGGGACUGUGCUCUUAUUGAAAAUCAUAUACUUAUGGCAGCUGAUUUUGACUCAAAUGAUGAUUAUAUCCUCUAUAAAAUAUCCAAGCCACCCAGUGCUGGAGAACUUAUUAAGCAACAAUUACCAGAUGGAUCAGGUACUUCUGUGUCCAGCUUUUUCCAAAGAGAUCUCUUUCGUGGUCUUAUUUACUAUCAUCAUUUUGGAGAUGAAGUUUUCCAAGACUCAUUUGAAUUUAUCUUAGCUGACAGCCAGGAGCCACCGAACCUAUCAGAUCCUCAGAAUGUGAUGAUCCACAUUAUGCCAGUGAAAGACCAUUUGCCAGAAGCAGUUCCUGGGACAAUAAGGCAUCUUGUUGUCAAAGAAACAGAGAUUGCUCUCAUCACAAAGAACCACCUCCAUUUUACAGAUGCUGAAUCACCAGACAACCAAAUUUUAUACACAGUUACAAAAGCCUGUUUCUCUCCCACUUCUCCUGGGCUUUAUGAUGCAGGAAGACUAAUCUUCACAGAUAAUGUGAAAAAGUACAUGAAAAAUUCUCCUCCCCAUGUUUUGUCAUCUUUCACACAGCAUGCUAUAAGCCAUCUGAAAGUGGCAUACAUGCCCCCAUUUGUGGAAAUGGGCCCUGACCUGCUGUUUGUACAGUUUGAAUUCUCUGUCAGUGACCAGCAGGGAGGAAUGAGGACUGGCCUCAUCUUUAAUAUCACAGUGAUGCCUGUGGAUGAUGAAGCACCUGAGAUUUUCACCAAUCAGCUAAAAACAGCGGAAGGUGGCCAUUCAUUCAUCACUGCAGAACAUCUAAUGGUUACAGACUUGGACACUAAAACCAGUGAUAUAAAAAUUGAACUAAAGAAAUCACCUUUGCAUGGACACAUUAAGCUACAUGGAGACAUAAUGCUGGAGGGGGAGAAAUUUACCCUUUGGGAUUUGCACUCUUCCAAUGUUUGGUAUCAGCAUGACAGCACAGAAACCCUUGAAGACAGAGUCAUGUUUUUAGCAACAGAUGGAUUUAACACUGCAGAUGGAAUGUUAAUAAUACAGAUCACUCCAGUUAAUGAUGAGCCACCAGAACUACAACCUGGAUUAAAGUCAAGCCUGGAGUGCCCAGAAGGAGAGCAAAUUCUCAUUACUGCUGAAUAUCUCUAUGCAACAGAUGUUGACAAUGAUGAUGUCAGACUUACUUAUAUGAUUGUGAAAACGCCAAAGCAUGGUGUGAUUCAAAAGGAUAACUUUGUGGUGAAUAGGUUCUCUCAACAUGAUGUUACUCAAGGUGCAAUCUCCUAUGUUCACACUGGUGGAGAAAUAGGUCAUGAAUAUAUUGUGGACAGCAUAACUUUUGUUAUCUCAGAUGGAGAAACUGGAAUAGGAGAUGGCUGUUGUAUUGAUAAAAAAUUCCCACUGCCUAUACCACUUCAUCCCAGUUUACCAGUGCAUGAUCUGAAUGUCACAAUUCUGCCCAUUAACAAUCAGGAGCCAUCCAUUCAAACUGGAGAGAUACUUAUAGUGGAAGAAGGCGCUUCGACACCUAUCAGUUUAAAAUAUCUGGAUGUGAAAGAUGAAGAUUCAAAACCUGAGGAGUUAACUUUCUUCUUAGAGACAAAUCCAGUGCACGGUUACCUGGAGAAUAUUCUUCCUACUCCUGGAUAUGAGAAGACCAAUGUGGGCUUGAAUAUAAGUGUCUUCACAUUUCAGAACUUACAGGAUGGUUAUAUCAACUAUGUUCAGUCUAAGCAUGAGAAUUUGGAACCCAUCUCUGAUGGUUUCAUGGUAUCAGUAAGCGAUGGCCUUCAUAAAUCCAUAGCAAUGCCUUUCUACAUUGUCAUCGUUCCAGUUAAUGAUGAAACCCCACAGCUGAAACUCAGAAACAUAACAGUAAUGGAAGGAAACAUUGUAGCAAUGGGCCCUGACACCAUUAAUGUUGAAGAUUUUGACAUCCCACAAGAUCCGUUAAGAUUUUAUAUUGUUACCCCACCCUGGCAUGGGUUGAUACUAAAUGGAACUUAUGGCAGAGAGAUUGAGCAUUACAGAAAAUUAAGCCCAGUAAUUCUUCAUCAAGAUUUAGAGAUUCACAGCUUUACUUUGGAGGAACUUAAAAAAGGACUGAUGCUUAUGUACAUGCAUGAUGACACAGAAAGCCUAGAGGAUAGCUUCACCGUUCAGCUGACAGAUGGCAAGCACACAGUCCAAGGGACACUUUACAUCUACAUCAUGCCAGUCAACGAUGAAAUCCCUCAUCUUUCCAGGAACACAGGCUUGGAAGUUGAAGUCGGGGGCAGUAAAGUUAUUUCCAGUGUGUCAUUAGAAGUGGAAGACAAAGAUUCUCCAAGAAAUCAACUUCAGUAUGUCAUCAACAACAAGCCAAAGUGGGGACACCUAAAAUUAAAGACUGCAUCAGCUUGGAGCACUCUGCAUCCUGGAAUGAAUUUCACUCAAGAUGAUGUGGACAUGAACCGCCUCUGGUAUUUCCAUACUAACAUCCUGACUCCAGAAAGUCAUGACAGCUUCCGAUUUUAUGUGACAGAUGGGCAGAACAGCUCUCCACCAGGAAGUUUCUAUAUGUUCAUUAAAAGUAUGGAGAAAGGUGACAUUGUUCUAUUCACCAAACCUGUAACUUUAACAGAGGGUGACAGGGUGACCUUGACGACAGAUGUUCUUAUGGCAACAGAUGGCACUGGUAAACCAGAGAAGCUGCUGUAUGCCAUUUCUGUGCCACCUGUGCAUGGUCAGAUUGAGUACAUCAAUUAUCCCGGCGUGCCCAUUCCCCACUACAGCCAGUUGGAUGUUGUGGCCCAGAAGGUCUGCUACAUUCAUGACAAUAGCCACGAGGCUAGUAAGGAUUCAUUCAGUUUUACCAUCAGUAAUGGUCAUAUGGAGAAGAAAGGCCAGCUAGAAUUAAACAUUAAACACACUGACCGGAUUCCACCUACUUUACUUUAUAACAAAGGUCUUCAUAUUAUGGAGGGUAGCAAAGGAGUCUUAACUUCAGAUGUUCUUCAACUUAUAGACAUAGACAGCCCAGCAAAAAAUCUCACCUAUAUUAUUACCCAGUACCCACAAUAUGGACAUUUAUACAUGAAAGAGAUGGUCUUACACUGGGGCCAAUUUACACAAUUGGAUGUGGAUAACAGAAGAGUGUACUACAAACAUAAUGGACGAACUGGGCAAAUUGAUAUGUUCUCCUUUGUAGCUACAGACAAAGUCAAUCGUGGAGUUUUGGUCAAUGGGCAACUGAGAGAUGACCCCAUUGAAUUUAUGAUACAGGACCCUAGCCAUGAUGGAUGGAGGUGGUCAUCUAAGCUCUGUGGUUGGGUCUCUGAGCAGGCAUAAAGAUUGUGCAGAACUGAGAAUAGAUUGUGCAGAACUGAGAAUUUUGGCUGAAUUCCCCCCCCCCCAUGCAACUCUCUUGUUUCAAAGAUGUUUUUGUCCAAAUCUCCUCUUCUCUGUAACUGGAUCAUGUCCUCCUGUAUAAUCCAUACCAUACACUCAGGUCCUCUGUGUGACAUUUACUUCAAAAAGCCAGGACAAGAAUGGCAAAUGUCACUCAAAGCACUUUUUCCUCUAGCCGCCCCUAGACAGGGGAACAACCUGUUGGAAAAGACUCAACAACUGAAUUUAAAGCAGGCUGCCCUACCUAAAUGAUUUUUAAAUUAUGAAUCUGAAUAUGCAUUGAACGUAUAGGUAAAGGUUAAGGUUUUCCCCUGACAUUAAGUCCAGUCGUGUCCGACUCUGGGGGUUGGUGCUCGAGAUGGAGAUCAUUUCUAAGUCGAAGAGCCAGCGUUGUCCGUAGACACCUCCAAGGUCAUGUGGCCAGCAAGACUGCAUGGAGCGCUGUUAUCUUCCCUCUGGAGCGGUACCUAUUGAUCUACUCACAUUUGCAUGUUUUUGAACUGCUAGGUUGGAAGAAGUUGGGGCUAACAGCGGGUGCUCACUCCGCUCCCCAGAUUCAAACCUGUGACCUUUUGGGCCACAAGUUCAGCAACUCAGCGCUUUAACACGCUGUGCCACCGCCCCCCCCCCAUUGAACAUAUAUGUUCUUUUAAACUGAUGGUAUGUUUAUGUGUUUUUAACUGAUAUGUGUUGCUUUUUAAUCUGUUGAUGAUCCCCAUUUUGAUCCACUGGGAAAGGUGUUUAAGAAAUUUGUUUUUGUGGAUCUAUUUACCCAAAAUUUUGUGAAUCUAUUUACUCAAAAUUAGGCAACAUUUUUGAUCUAACCAGGAUUCAGACCCAAGAAUGCAUUGGCAAAAUCAGUGAUAUAUUCAAAUUAACACAGAGAAAGGGGAAGUACAUAAAACUCAAAAGUGGAUUAGAACGUCAAAAAAAAGCCUCUCAUUCAAAUUCCACAAUUUGGUUCUCGAGCCCACAGAUUUCCAGGAAACAAACAUCUUCGCUCUAUUUAGAAGUCUUGUUAUUCACCUGUGAAAUGUAGCUCUGUGCCUUUAAACACAUUGUUCAAUGUUAGGAAUACAUUUAACUGCUUAUUCAGGACUGAGAGGCUUACAUGUCUGGUAAAUCAACCUCAGUGGCCACUAGAGAGAGGCACUUCUGGCAAAAGUUCAGAAAUCAGUGUUUUGGAAAGAUUGGUUUGACCAGCUCUCAUGUGAGCGCAUGUUCCUGACCAAAUGCAGUCAAAUUCUAAAUGACAUUUAACUGCUCCCUUGCUACUCCUAACCAUGGCCAAAGCCCUCCUAAACCUCACAGGAUGCUCAGGAGGAGCUUAUUUUGAACUUCCCUUAUUUUAACUUCGUGUUCCUAUUUAAUAUGUUGAGGUUGUGUUUUGAAUAACCUGUUUUGUCGUAAUUUAUUGAGGAGUCUUGGGAGAAGCAUGCAUUAUAAAAUAUGCUUCUACUUGUUAAAUUGUUUAAAUGGGGAUUUCUGUUUAUUGUCAACAGCUUUGACACAUACAGACAAAUCCAAUGCGUUUUUUCUCAUACGUAAGUCCACUGAGAUCAGUGGAAUUUACUGCCAAGUAAACAUACACUUUCUAAGUUACAGAUGGUCACUGUGCAAAUGGUCAUUUUCAAGUUUGCCUCUAUCCCUUUUUAUUAAAUUUGGCAGUGGUGUAUUUGAAGGGUGAUAGAUUUUGGAACCAAAAGAGUUAAUGGGCAGUAGCCCCUAAAUUGCAUGUUUCUUAAAACUCAUGGCCUAGUUUACUAAUCAGUUGUCAUAAGAUGUCAGAUAGGGAACCAUCACUUAAGGAUUGCAGAAUGCAGUCAGUCAAGCAGCUAAUUGGUUGGACAGUGGCAUGAAGGUGUAUAUCCCAAAGGAGGGUGAAUUAUCAGAACAGGUGAAGAAAGUUUGGAUAGAUGAGCAUCUCAGUGGUAUAAAAUUCAACACUUGGCUGGAUUACAUUGAUGUCGACCAGGAAGGCAGCUUUGUUCCUUCUUUGGGGAAUGCAUAUCAGCAUAGUGGGCUGAAAGACCAUUAUUCCCCUUCUCUAGUUUAAUUGAAGAAUGAAACUGCUAGUCAGCUGAAUGAAGAGCAAUACCCAAGGAAUACCUUGACAGUUUCUUUUUGUCUUAAAUACUGAAAAGUAUGUGCUUUCUACUGUGUUGUUAUUUGCAACUUAUCUCUCUUUUUAAAUCACCAGCAAAAAGAGCUGGCAACAAUUCAUUAUACAACUUGUGGCUUUUUCUCUUUUUAUCCUAAAAUAUCAUCCUUCAAAAAUCUGACAAAGAUCCCAGUCAAAAACCUCUGGUGUUCUCAUCUUGUUAUUUUUAACAAAAUUUGAAAUGUUCCUUGUUUGGAAGUAUUAUUCCUAUUUAAUAGUGUGGUGCUUAAUGGAAAUAACUGCACCCAGUCUCUGGGCACAUAUCCCUUUGGAAAUAAAUGUCAAUCACAACCUUAUUGAAAAGGAAAAAUGAUGUCAUAUCUGCUUGGCAUGAAUCUCUAUGAACAUGUGGAGACCACCUUUUGAAAACCACGAGUCAAGAAAAGCAUAACCUUGUCAAAAGUCAACCCUUUGAACAAGUGAUAUUCAUAAGCAUUCAUGUAAUGGCACACAAGUAACUCAACUGUUAAACUGAAGAACCAUGUCUUUGAACUGCUGACGAUAAAGGCAUGCCACUACAAAAUAUAUUCAUUUGGUAGAAGAUGGUUAUUUUGAAGUUGAAGUUGCAGUUGCCCAAAAGAUAUACACUCCCUUGAAACUUCUUAGUUUAAAAUAUGCAGUCAGAGAUUAAAAAACAAAGUCUUCUUUGGAAAAUAACAUAUCUUGUUUACUCACAAACAUCUUGUAUUAAUUCACCAUACAGGCACAUUUCUUAAGUUCAGUUAUAGAUAGGAUGCAGUACUCUGUGUGUUGAGUACACAAGGUAUCAUUCUUAAUCAAUAGGUCAUAGUCAGAUAUGAAGGAAAUUGGCUAAAGACAAUUUCUAGAUGGUACCUAACCCCUAAAAAAAACUCGGGUUAAUGUACAGGAACAGAGAUAAUAAAUGUUGGAGGUGCAAAGAUCAGGUAGGUUUGUAUUUCCACAUGUGGUGGAACUGCAAAGAAAUUAAAAACUAUUGGAAAAUAAUUCAUACCGAAAGUAAAAUAAAAAUAUCUUAAAAUAGAUUUUGAUUGUAAACCAUAAUAUUACCUAUUAGGGCUACUUGAUAUGCAAAAUAAUGAUGAAUUAAAUACCUCAAAAGAUAAAAAUAUCAAAGAAAAAAUCUUUACAUACAUAAUAAUGGCAGCAAGAAUAGUGGUAGCCAGAAAUUGGAAAGGAACUACCAGUCCCACUAAAUCAAUGUGGCUGGAAAAAAUGUUAGAUAUUAAAAAUAUAGAUAAAUUUACUUAUUUGAUUUUAAAAAAAUACCAGUAGGCCCACAAAAGAAAUGGAUUGGUCAAACUUUGAAGAAUAUCUACAAGAAGAACUGAAAUGAAGAUUGGAUAUGAGAUGUAAAUGGAAGAUAGAAGAAUGGAAGUCUAACCCCCCCCUCUUGUUAGGUCAUCUUACCUAGGAGUCUGACAACAGACUCCUUUCCAUUUCCUACUACCCUACCCCAAACCUUCCUCCCCACAUUUCCCUUCCCCCCACCCUUAGUCUAGCCCUUAUCACUACCGUUACAUGUACCCAUACCCUAGGGUUUUACCCCCUUCCCCUCUAUUUCUCCUUACCGCUCUCUCCACUACUCUCCUCCCCUCUACCCCUUAGUUAUCAAUCUUGUAAUACUGAAAAUUUUCAAUAAAUAUCAGGCAUAGUUGUA
Messenger RNA from Anolis carolinensis (green anole), 9532 nucleotides. Its product is annotated as FRAS1-related extracellular matrix protein 1. Gene Ontology annotation, biological process: anatomical structure morphogenesis; cell communication. Gene Ontology annotation, cellular component: membrane. The transcript is spliced from 27 exons. The record is from RefSeq and is a predicted model, not a curated record. NCBI's taxonomy places the organism in Eukaryota, Metazoa, Chordata, Lepidosauria, Squamata, Anolidae. Bases 792 to 5672 code for a protein of 1626 amino acids.